Cornus florida is the source of this 1387-nucleotide messenger RNA. RefSeq lists its product as uncharacterized. Gene Ontology annotation, molecular function: hydrolase activity. The transcript is spliced from 3 exons. Lineage: Eukaryota; Viridiplantae; Streptophyta; Magnoliopsida; Cornales; Cornaceae. The record is from RefSeq and is a predicted model, not a curated record. Bases 114 to 1067 code for a protein of 317 amino acids.
GUAAGCCCCUCAGAUAAAAGAUAAGACAUAGUAGCGGUGUUAAAAACAAAGAAAAUCUUGGAUAUUUAUUUAGCUUAAAAGUAGUGAGAAAGAUUAGAGAAAAAGAAGAGAGAAUGGAGAAGAUAGAGCAUAGAAACAUAAGCGUAAAUGGCAUUACGAUGCACGUAGCCGAGAUAGGUGAAGGCCCAGCAGUGCUGUUCCUUCAUGGCUUCCCGGAGCUUUGGUACACCUGGCGCCACCAGAUGCUCUCCCUCUCCUCCUCCGGCUACCGAGCAAUAGCACCGGACCUCCGCGGCUAUGGUGACACCGACGCCCCACCUUCCGCCGCUAGUUACACCGCCUUCCACAUCGUUGGAGACCUGCUGGGCCUCCUCGAUGCCCUGGGCCUGGACCAAGUCUUCUUGGUGGGCCACGACUGGGGGGCCUUCAUCGCCUGGUACUUUUGCAUGUUCCGGCCUGAUAGGAUUAGGGCCUUAGUCAACCUCAGCAUUGCCUUUCAUCCUAGGAACCCUUCAAUAAAGCCCACUGAUUCCAUGAGAGCUUUCCUUGGUGAUGAUUACUAUAUGUGCAGAUUUCAGGAACCAGGGGAGGCAGAAGAGGAGUUUGCUCAAGUUGAUACAGCAAAACUAAUUAAAUCAUUUCUUUCAACUCGGAAUCCUGUUCCAUUUUGUGUGCCUAAAGAGAUAGGACUUGGUAAUUUUUUCGAGACUCCAGAUACAUUGCCCUCCUGGUUGACACAGGAAGAUGUCAAUUAUUUCGCCAGCAAAUUUAACCAGAAAGGCUUCACAGGAGGACUCAAUUACUACAGAGCCAUAGACCAAAACUGGGAGCUCACAGCGCCAUGGACUGGAAUACAGAUACAAGUGCCAGUGAAAUUUAUCGUGGGUGAUUUGGACUCGACCUAUAACACCCCUGGUGUCAAGGACUAUAUACACAAAGGUGGCUUCAAAAAAGAUGUACCCCUUUUGCAAGAAGUAGUUGUAAUGGAAGGUGUAGCUCACUUCAUCAACCAAGAAAAGCCAGAGGAGAUCAGCGCACACAUUUAUGACUUCAUCAACAAGUUCUAAUCUAGAGAUUAUAGAUGCAAGUUUGCUUGGUCUAGUAACUGUUUGCAAUAAGCAAAAGCUUUUUAAAGACGACAGAAAUAUAAGCAAUAACAUCUUCAGAAUAGAACUGAGGGUGCACCUGAGGCAAAUUGUUCUGUUUGGUCAGAUGGCGCAUCAGUUUGAGUCUGUUAGUGAAUGUGUGCUAGUGAUUUUCUUUUUUUCGUUUGGUUCCUAGUCCUCCUAUUAACAGAGGGGGAAGAAAUAAGAACAGCAUCCCUCUCUCUUUUUUGGUUGUAUGGGGAAAUUGAGAAGGAAAUGAAUGAAAAAUGAAAGUUUUCCCA